Zootoca vivipara (common lizard) is the source of this 378-nucleotide messenger RNA. Lineage: Eukaryota; Metazoa; Chordata; Lepidosauria; Squamata; Lacertidae. The record is from RefSeq and is a predicted model, not a curated record.
AUGAGCAACAUUGGGAAGCAGGCGGGACCAGGGUCCACUGUUCCAACCGAGCUGCCCAAACGAAAGAGGGGACGGCCGAGGAAGCAGCCGCAGGAGCCUGUUGGGCCAUUGCCACCAAAGAAACCUCGUGGAAGGCCAAAAGGAAGCAAAAAGCUGAGUACUGGGAGUGGACAGAUGGUAUGCACCUCGGUUGAAAAAAGGCCCAGGGGUCGACCACGGAAAUGGCUUGUUGUCCAGGAGGAGGAAUUUCAGAAAGCUAGCAUUCAAGGGAGGAGCAACCCAAGUUCUAAUACAUCGUGCUCUGCCACAGAAGCUACAGCCACAGACUCCUUUGUGAUGGCCUCACUUCCUGCCCAGUUCUGCGUCGGGUUUGCAUAG